Messenger RNA from Sesamum indicum (sesame), 1009 nucleotides. Its product is annotated as phospholipid hydroperoxide glutathione peroxidase. The record is from RefSeq and is a predicted model, not a curated record. NCBI's taxonomy places the organism in Eukaryota, Viridiplantae, Streptophyta, Magnoliopsida, Lamiales, Pedaliaceae.
AUCAUCGUCAUCUCUCAAAAUUUUCCAAAUUCUAGCUCCGUCGCGUGCUGUAAUUUCGAUCCCAAGCCCUGACCCAAUACUGGUGCAAAUUUGUGUGUUGCAUAUAUGUAUUGGAGUGGGGAUUAUGGGGUUAUUUAAGAGACUCGCGGGGUUGCUAGGGUUUGGGAGAGACGAAGAGCAGCACCACCACCACCAGGAAGACGCCGCUGCCGAAGCCGCCAUUCCGGCGUCGCCGUCCGGGCCGGCUGCGGCCUCAGCUACAGCUCCACCUCAGCAUCUUCCGCGCAAAGGAUUUAGUGUGCCCGUUCAGGUCCCCGUCGAGCGGGCCCCACCUCCCCCCCUUCUUGUAUUCUGCCCGGCCGGAGACGGCGGUAUUCAGGGAUUGAGAUGGUACGCAAGACGCCUUAGAAUAGAUGAAGAUGGAGAUGUUGCCGAUGAGUUUCUUGAUGAGGUCUUGCCAGACAUGUCGAUGAGCACGGAAGAGCAUAAUAGGCCGUUGCCAAGAUUUGAAGUCAAGUACAGCACUAGACCUGCUAAAGUGAAGAAUCUGGCUCUCUUACCUAAUGGUAAAAUUCAACAUCUUGUGGAACACCAGGGCAGGCUGGAGUGGGUAUAAAUGGCCUUUUGAGAAGCAAUCAAUUACUUUUCCAGACUGGUUUUCAUUCUGUUGAUGGUGGCCCAAGGAUUCUAACACGUAUUGUGUCAUUGAUGCAUUUAGUGGAGAUGAUGAAUUUCGGUAUAUGGACAUUCUUCUUCAACAUAUCUUGUCUGCUUAUAGUUCUUCAGUUUCCAAUGAAAAGAGGAGGAGAAAAUGAAAAAAAAAUGGCCAGUCAAGAAUGCACUUUGUAUUUCCUGAAAAGCUUUGGCAGAACCUCAAAGUUGUACCUUCUCCAUCCAAAUGUGUAGUAUAUACAGGCAUUUAAAGUUGAAAAUUAGGUGCUACAUGUUACUUGACUCUGUUCGUUGCUUUUGUGUGAUGUUUAAUGCAUUUGCUGUGAGUUAGGAUGUG